This is a messenger RNA of Emys orbicularis (European pond turtle), 1194 nucleotides long. It is a transcript of the gene OLFML1, whose product is annotated as olfactomedin like 1. Gene Ontology annotation, biological process: signal transduction. The transcript is spliced from 3 exons. The record is from RefSeq and is a predicted model, not a curated record. NCBI's taxonomy places the organism in Eukaryota, Metazoa, Chordata, Testudines, Emydidae. The coding region runs from base 1 to 1194 and encodes 397 amino acids.
AUGAUAAUCUUGCAAUUCAGAUUUUUAUUAGUUUCAUUUUUCACAAGUAUCGUGGGAGAGGCCCAAUAUGUAAUGCAAGAUGAAGUACUAAUGCAUUACAUCGACCGGCGUUUUCUAUCUUUAGAGAGCAGGCUGGAAAAAUGCAACCAAGAUAUACUGGAUUAUGUACAAGAAUUCCGUGACUUUUCAAGGAGGAUGAUAUCGCGCUUGGAGGGGCUGAAAGUUUAUAAGGCUGAGUUUAAAAAUGAAGUGGAGCAUUUGCUAACAAGAGUUGAAAGAGCACAAAGGGACAUUGACUAUUUUCAAUCAACAAGAGAAUCUACUGCCUGUGUAGAAGUAGAUGAAGACAUGGUGGAAAAGCAGCUAAAUGAAGACGCAGAAGAAAAAAGGAAAGUCAAGCUCAUGCUUAAUGCAAGCUGUGACAACAUGCUUGCAGGUAUCAAGUCCAUAAAGAUAGUUAAGAAGACUGGAGAUAUGCACGGCUCUUGGAUGACAGAUCCAGGCAAAGACCAUAUGAAGAUUUAUUUCUUAAGUGGAUCCAAGAAUAAUGUUAUUUUGGAAUUUGCAAAUAUUCGGGCAUUCACGGAAAGGAAUCAUAAGCUAACACCACGGAGAGUUAACCUGCCAUCUUCCUGGCAGGGAACUGGCCAUGUUAUGUAUAAUGGUUUCCUGUUUUAUCACAGAUAUGGCUCCUUAAAUGAGAUAGUUAAAUAUAACAUCCAGAGAAGAAAGGUAACUGAUAGAAUGCUCCUGCCGGGUGCUGGACAGAUUUCUGCCUAUGAACUGUUUCCUGAUACUAAAAUAGAUCUUGCUAUUGAUGAACAAGGGCUGUGGACAAUCCAUGCAGAGCCAGACACGAGUGGAAACCUUGUCAUCACUAAAAUCAACCAUAUGACUAUGACAGUAGAGCAUACUUGGGACACAUCUUGCAAUAGCAAGAAUGCUGAAGCAGCUUUUCUGAUGUGUGGCGCCCUUUAUGUUGUGUACAACUCUCCUAGUGGAGGCACAUCUCGGAUCGAAUGUGUGUACGAUGUCUUAGACACUAUAAAUACGUAUGAAAUCCCCGUUUUACCUUUCCCCAAACGUCAGGGUAGCCAUUCUAUGAUACAUUAUAACCCCAAAGAAAAGCAGCUAUUUGCCUGGGCUAAUGGAUCCCAGAUCCUUUACAAACUUCAAACAAAGCAAAAAGUUUAA